Molecule: messenger RNA, 10057 nt
Organism: Megalobrama amblycephala (Wuchang bream)
Lineage: Eukaryota; Metazoa; Chordata; Actinopteri; Cypriniformes; Xenocyprididae
Product: mucin-2-like
Exons: 47
Coding region: 46-9795 (3249 amino acids)
Cellular component (GO): extracellular matrix
Molecular function (GO): peptidase inhibitor activity; protein binding
Source: RefSeq, a predicted model, not a curated record
AUAAAAGAGCAUACACUGACAGACAGCUCACAUUAGCUCUUGAAGAUGUUUGUCGCCUCCAUGGGGACUGUGAGGAUGUCCCAGAUGUGGAUGCUGAGAUGGGUCGUCCUGCUGGUGGGGCUGCAGUCCAUACAAGCAGACUUUAUGGAAGAUUAUGGAGGUACAGCAGAUCCUUACUUUAUCUGGCCAACAACUAAGACAGCAUUCUCCACAAGUGUGCCAGUAACUACCGUUGGACCGAAUCCUGAUCACCAGUCCACAAUCUGCAGCACAUGGGGAAAUUUCCACUUCAAGACAUUUGAUGGUCAUUUCUUUCAAGUGCCAGACACGUGCAACUACGUUAUGGCGGUGAUGUGUGACACCACGACUUCUGAUUUUAACAUCCAAAUGCAAAGAGAGAUUGUAAAUAACUCAAUCACUUUUAGCAUAGUGACAAUAAUGCUGGAAGGGACAGUCAUCAAACUCAUUAACGGCGACAUCACGAUAGGGGAAGAAAUGGUGUCUGUUCCGGCUUAUAAGAAUGGAAUUAAAAUCGAGGGAAGUUCAACAAGUGUCAAGAUCUCAAGCAAACAUGGAGUGACUGUCUUCUGGGAGGAAGACAACUCUCUAACGAUCGAACUUCCUGAGAAGUAUCGAGCUCAGACCUGCGGACUCUGUGGAGAUUUCAACGGCAAUACAAUUGAUGAUAUCAGUCUUAAUGACCCAGCCACAUGGAAGGUGGCCAUAUCAUCUGAAACCUGUGAGGAAGUUACACUCCAACCCACUGAUCAUUGCAACCAGACAAGCGUUUGCCAGCAGUAUCUCAGCAGUCCAGGGUUUAGUGACUGUCACAAUGUGAUGGACAUGGGUUCAUUUGAAACAGCUUGUGUAAACGACCUGUGUCAAUGUUACGGCAAUCACGACUGUCUCUGCAACACGCUCACGGAGAUUUCACGACAGUGCACACAUGCUGGAGGAAAACCAGGAACAUGGAGGACAAAGCAGCUCUGUCCAAAGUCAUGUCCUCUAAACAUGCAAUACCUGGAGUGUGGUGGUCCGUGCAAGAACACCUGCUCAGAUCCAGGCGGAAGUCUAAUGUGUAAAGAGCACUGUGUGGACGGCUGUUUCUGCCCUGAAGGCACCGUGGAAGACGACAUUGGUCAGAGUGGCUGUGUUCCUGUGAACCAGUGCCCAUGUGUUCACGAUGGCGCAGUAUAUCAAUCGGGAGAGUCUUACAAACAAGCUUGUAAAAAAUGUAUGUGUGCCGCGGGACACUGGACCUGUACACACCUGGAAUGUCCCGGAAUCUGCUCUGUUGUGGGAGGGUCUCACGUCACCACUUAUGAUGGAAAGAGCUUCACCUUUAGUGGAAACUGUGAUUACACCCUCACUAAGCACACUAAUGACAGUGAUUUUGCUGUCGUUGGAAAUCUGGCAAAGUGUGAUUCGACCCGAAAAGACACAUGUCUAAAUUCAGUUACCCUUGUCAUCUCGGGGACCACUAUUAGUUUUUCCUCCACUGGAACCGUGGCAGUGAAUGGAAUCAGUCCAUAUGCGCUUCCUGUUACCACAGGUCUUGUGAGCAUCUUCCAGCCCUCUUCCUCCUUCAUUAUCGCUGAUAUGAAGAGUCUUCGUCUAGAGAUCCAGUUGGAGCCUGUCAUGCAGUUGUAUAUUGUAGCCAGCACUGAAGAGAAAGGGAAAAUGAGUGGUCUGUGUGGAAACUAUAACGACGUCCAAACAGAUGACUUUAAAACAGAUUCAGGCAUUGUAGAGGGCACACCAACCACAUUUGUCAACUUUUGGAAACACAGUUGUCCAGAUCUUGAAAUCACAUUUGACAAACCCUGCAGCCUGAAUAUGGACACAGUUCAACCUGCGAAAGACUGGUGUUCCCGUCUCACAAACCCAAAUGAAACCUUUUCUGCAUGUCACUCAGAAAUAAACCCUGAGAUGUACUACGAACGGUGCGUCUACGACGCAUGCAAGUGUGCUGAUAUUAACAAGUGUAUGUGUGCGGCCGUGUCCACCUAUGCCCACGCGUGUGCUGCCAAAGGAGUCGUUCUCAAGGGCUGGAUGGAUUCAGACCCCUGUGAUGUCAUUUCGAAGUGUCCAGGCAACAUGAAGUACUCCUACAGCGUGACCAGCUGUGACAACACCUGCCGCUCUCUCAGUGAACAAGAUAACACCUGUCAAGGGUCCUUCAUACCUGUAGACGGCUGUGUGUGUUCUGAGGGAACAUAUCUUAAUGAAGCUGGCACCUGUGUACCUGCUCACCAGUGUCCUUGUUACUAUGAGAACCAAGUCAUAAAGCCAUCAGGAGUGUACUACAAAGAUGGUGCUAAAUGCACCUGUAACCAUGGCAAAUUGCACUGCACCAGUCAAGCAGAGUGUGUGGCUCCGAAGACAUUCUUCAAAUGCUCAUAUCCUGGAGAAAAAGGAAUAGAGUGUCAGAGGACAUGUGAGAAACAAGACCCAAAUAACUGCGUGAGCACUGGGUGUAUAUCAGGGUGUAUGUGUCCAUAUGACCUUCUGGCUGAUGGCAAAGGUGGGUGUGUGGAGAAGGAAAAAUGCCCCUGUACCCACAAUGGAGUCAACUAUUUACCUGGAAAGCAAGUUCAAGAGGACUGUAACACCUGCACAUGCACAAACGGGAUGUGGAUUUGUACAGAAAAGGAAUGCUAUGGCACCUGUACCAUCUACGGUGAAGGUCAUUUCGAGACUUUUGAUGGCAAGAGAUAUUCCUUCCACGGAGACUGUGAACACACCAUAGCCCAUGAUUAUUGCGAUACAAACAACAAUCCCUCAUUCCGGCUGGUCACAGAGAACAUCCCCUGCUCCACCUCCAGCACUAUCUGCUCCAAGUCCAUCAAUCUUUUCUUUGGGAGAUAUGAGUUGAUUUUAUCCAAGGAGAACGGAAUCAAAGUUGUUGAAGGCAAUGGCACAGAUUACAAAUAUCAAAUCCAUUCUGCGGUCCUAUAUGUUGUCAUAGAGGUCAAAGGUCUUUUGAACUUGAUCUGGGACCAUAAAACGAGUGUGAUGAUCCAACUCCAUCACAAAUUAAAGGGCAAGGUGUGUGGACUGUGUGGAAACUUUGAUGGCAAUGCAAACAAUGACUUCAUGAAGCACAAUGGAGAAGUGGUGACGGAUCCAGAAGAAUUUGGGAAUAGCUGGAAGGUGAAGACCGACUGCCCAGAUGUGACAAACGUGAAGCAUCCUUGUGACGCAAAUCCAAAGCGGCGUCCCUGGGCUGAAAAACAAUGCGGAAUCAUUCUGAGCCCUGUCUUUCAAGACUGCCAUUCGCCUGUGGACUCUGGUCCAUACUAUGAUGCCUGUGUAAGGGACACCUGUGCAUGUGACAGCGGGGGCGACUGUGAUUGCGUCUGUACCGCAGUGGCAGCUUAUGCUGCUGAAUGCCGUAAAAAAAAAGUUUGUGUGGCAUGGAGGACGCCAGACUUUUGCCCUGUAUUCUGUGACUACUACAAUGCUCCGGACGAAUGUAAGUGGCACUAUAAAACCUGUGGAUCGACCUGCAUGAAAACCUGCAAAAAUCCAUCAGGAACUUGCUCUGAUCAGAUUCCUAAGCUUGAGGGUUGUUUUCUUCAGUGCCCUUCAGAAAGGCCAUAUUUCAGGGAGGAAACCAUGAAGUGUGUUACAGAGGUAGGAUGUAAAGACUGUUUCUAUGAUGGGAAGUUAUUUCCACCUGGAUCUGUCAUUUACACCACCACAGAUGGGAAUGGUGUAUGUUUCACUGCUCUGUGUGAUUCAAAUGGGGAAAUAAUAAGAAUAGUGAAUCCUGACUGCAUGUCAACAACAACACCUUUCACUUUCACAACUACAACUGAAACAACAACACCAACAUCAACAGAAACAACAUCAACCACUAUUACGACAACACCCACAUCAACAGAAACAACACCUACAACUUUUACAGUAACAACACCUACAUCAACAGAAACAACACCUACAACUGUUACAGUAACAACACCUACAUCAACAGAAACAACACCUACAACUGUUACAGUAACAACACCUACAUCAACAGAAACAACACCUACAACUGUUACAGUAACAACACCUACAUCAACAGAAACAACACCUACAACUGUUACAGUAACAACACCUACAUCAACAGAAACAACACCUACAACCAUUACAACAACACCCACAUCAACAGAAACAACACCUACAACUGUUACAGUAACAACACCUACAUCAACAGAAACAACACCUACAACCAUUACAACAACACCCACAUCAACAGAAACAACACCUACAACCAUUACAACAACACCCACAUCAACAGAAACAACACCUACAACCAUUACAACACCCACAUGUCAUUAUAAUUGCAUAUGGUCGGAUUGGAUUGAUAGCAACACACCCAGUACAGAACCCCAAGGAUUCGAAACCGAAUCAAUCAAUGCGUUGUGGGACUCAAAAAGGAUUACCUGUCAAAGUCCUAAAGAGAUUGAAUGUAGGGCAGUAAACUAUCCACAAAAGUCCCUGAAUGUUUUGGGUCAACUACUGUAUUGCAAUACAUCAUUUGGACUGUCAUGUUCAAAUGAAGACAAUGCAGAUAGCAUGCCACCGCUUUGUUAUAAUUAUGAAAUCCGUGUAAAAUGUUGUGAAGGCAACAUCGACUGUGAAACAACUACUACCAUUACAACAUCCACAUCAACAGAAACAACACCUACAACUAUUACGACAACACCCACAUCAACAGAAACAACACCUACAACUGUAACAACAACACCUACAUCAACAGAAACAACACCUACAACUGUUACAGUAACAACACCUACAUCAACAGAAACAACACCUACAACCAUUACAACAACACCCACAUCAACAGAAACAACACCUACAACCAUUACAACACCCACAUGUCAUUAUAAUUGCAUAUGGUCGGAUUGGAUUGAUAGCAACACACCCAGUACAGAACCCCAAGGAUUCGAAACCGAAUCAAUCAAUGCGUUGUGGGAUUCAAAACGGAUUACCUGUCAAAGUCCUAAAGAGAUUGAAUGUAGGGCAGUAAACUAUCCACAAAAGUCCCUGAAUGUUUUGGGUCAAUUACUGUAUUGCAAUACAUCAUUUGGACUGUCAUGUUCAAAUGAAGACAAUGCAGAUAGCAUGCCACCGCUUUGUUAUAAUUAUGAAAUCCGUGUAAAAUGUUGUGAAGGCAACAUCGACUGUGAAACAACUACUACCAUUACAACAUCCACAUCAACAGAAACAACACCUACAACUAUUACGACAACACCCACAUCAACAGAAACAACACCUACAACUGUAACAACAACACCUACAUCAACAGAAACAACACCUACAACUGUUACAGUAACAACACCUACAUCAACAGAAACAACACCUACAACUAUUACGACAACACCCACAUCAACAGAAACAACACCUACAACUGUAACAACACCCACAUCAACAGAAACAACACCUACAACUGUAACAACAACACCUACAUCAACAGAAACAACACCUACAACUAUUACGACAACACCCACAUCAACAGAAACAACACCUACAACUGUUACAGUAACAACACCUACAUCAACAGAAACAUCACCUACAACUGUUACAGUAACAACACCUACAUCAACAGAAACAUCACCUACAACUGUUACAGUAACAACACCUACAUCAACAGAAACAUCACCUACAACUGUUACAGUAACAACCCCCACAUCAACAGAAACAACACCUACAACUGUUACAGUAACAACACCUACAACCACAGAAACAACACCUACAACCAUUACAAUAACACCUACAUCAACAGAAACAACACCUACAACUGUAACAACACCUACAUCAACAGAAACAACACCUACAACUAUUACGACAACACCCACAUCAACAGAAACAACACCUACAACUGUAACAACAACACCUACAUCAACAGAAACAACACCUACAACUGUUACAGUAACAACACCUACAUCAACAGAAACAACACCUACAACUAUUACGACAACACCCACAUCAACAGAAACAACACCUACAACUGUAACAACACCUACAUCAACAGAAACAACACCUACAACUAUUACGACAACACCCACAUCAACAGAAACAACACCUACAACUGUAACAACAACACCUACAUCAACAGAAACAACACCUACAACUAUUACGACAACACCCACAUCAACAGAAACAACACCUACAACUGUUACAGUAACAACACCUACAUCAACAGAAACAUCACCUACAACUGUUACAGUAACAACACCUACAUCAACAGAAACAUCACCUACAACUGUUACAGUAACAACACCUACAUCAACAGAAACAUCAUCUACAACUGUUACAGUAACAACCCCCACAUCAACAGAAACAACACCUACAACUGUUACAGUAACAACACCUACAACCACAGAAACAACACCUACAACCAUUACAAUAACACCUACAUCAACAGAAACAACACCUACAACUGUAACAACACCUACAUCAACAGAAACAACACCUACAACUGUAACAACAACACCUACAUCAACAGAAACAACACCUACAACUAUUACGACAACACCCACAUCAACAGAAACAACACCUACAACUGUUACAGUAACAACACCUACAUCAACAGAAACAUCACCUACAACUGUUACAGUAACAACACCUACAUCAACAGAAACAUCACCUACAACUGUUACAGUAACAACACCUACAUCAACAGAAACAUCACCUACAACUGUUACAGUAACAACACCUACAACCACAGAAACAACACCUACAACCAUUACAAUAACACCUACAUCAACAGAAACAUCAUCUACAACUGUUACAGUAACAACCCCCACAUCAACAGAAACAACACCUACAACUGUUACAGUAACAACACCUACAACCACAGAAACAACACCUACAACCAUUACAAUAACACCUACAUCAACAGAAACAACACCUACAACUGUAACAACACCUACAUCAACAGAAACAACACCUACAACUAUUACGACAACACCCACAUCAACAGAAACAACACCUACAACUGUAACAACAACACCUACAUCAACAGAAACAACACCUACAACUAUUACGACAACACCCACAUCAACAGAAACAACACCUACAACUGUUACAGUAACAACACCUACAUCAACAGAAACAUCACCUACAACUGUUACAGUAACAACACCUACAUCAACAGAAACAUCACCUACAACUGUUACAGUAACAACACCUACAUCAACAGAAACAUCACCUACAACUGUUACAGUAACAACACCUACAACCACAGAAACAACACCUACAACCAUUACAAUAACACCUACAUCAACUGAAACAACACCUAGAACUGUUACGACAACACCUACUUCAACUGAAACACCUACAACUGCUACGACAACACCUACAUCAACUAAAACAACACCUACAACCGUUACAACACCCACUUCAAGAACACCACCUACAAGUCCUUUCUCUGUUCUUACAGAGUCAACAACAAAGCACUCAAGCCCGCAAGUUUUACACUGUUGCACAUAUUUAAAUAAAGAUUUCUCAGCAGGGUCAACAAUCUAUAAUAUAACGGAUAAUGCCGGUUGGUGCUACUUUGCCUACUGUAACUCCACUUGUGGUAUUGUGGUAACGUCUCAGAAAUGUGUAACCCCUCCACCUCCAAAAGACUGUACAAAUAUCAGCAGAAAGCAUAUGGAGUCCUGGAUUGAAGACUGCAAAAAAAAAACAUGCAAAAAUAACAGUGUCACAUCAAUACCUCUAACAUGUGACAAAUCUGAUAAAAACAUACCUACAUGUACAAAUGGAAUUAAAGCUAAGAAGGUGUCUUAUAACAACGGGUGCUGCUCCAAGUAUGAGUGUGAAUGUAAAUGCAGUGGCUGGGGUGACCCACAUUACAAAACUUUUGAUGGAACAUACUUUGCUUUCCAAGGAAACUGCACAUAUGUUUUGUUCCAAGAAAUCAUCCCAAGAUACAAUAUCAGUGUCCAUGUUAAAAACUAUUAUUGUGAUAUUAAAAAUAAUCUUGCCUGCCCAGAGUAUGUGAUUGUGUACUACAAAUCCUAUAAAAUCAAGCUGACAAGCAACACUAAAGAUGUCCAGGUCUAUGUUAAUGAUGAAGAGAAACAACUAACUUACAUUAAUGACCAAUUCUUCAUCACCACCUCCGGCAUGGCAGUAGUUGUGAACAUCACUGAAAUCAAUGUUGAUAUUUCGGUCAGUCAUCAAGGCUUUGAGAUCAAUCUCCCAUUCUCCAAUUUCCAUGGCAAUACAAGGGGACAGUGCGGGGUUUGUGACAACAACCGUACAAAUGACUGCACACGUCCUGAUGGACAAAUCGAUCAAUCGUGUGAAAACAUGGCACAGCUUUGGAAUGUCACACAAUGCAAUACUCCUACACCUCCAAAUGCAACUACACCUUCGACACCCUGCAUCCCGAAGAUUUGUGAGCUCAUCAAGGGCGAUAUCUUUGAGAAAUGCCAUGGGGUCAUUCCUUAUGAAAGUUAUUAUGAGGCAUGCAAAUAUGAUGUGUGCCACAUGAGAAUGAACUCUAUUGGUUGUACCAGUUUGGAAGCGUAUGCUCAGCUAUGUGGCAAGGAGGGUGUCUGUGUGGAAUGGAGAACAGCAGCUGAACUCAAUAAAACAUGUGAUUACAAGUGCCCCAGUCACAAAGUCUACAAGGCAUGUGGGCCUAAAGUAGAAAAAACCUGCAGUACAAGGUACAAUGAUUUAUUUGUGGAGAAAGACUGUCAAAACAGCGACUGUCAUCAAACAUUCAUGGAAGGAUGUUUCUGUCCUGAUAACACAUAUCAAGUUAGUUCAAUGACAGACAACUGUACGGCUUACUGCGACUGCAUCGGUCCUGAUGGAUUACCUAGACUGCCUGGGGAUACAUGGAUCUUGGGCUGUUCUGAAUACACAUGCUCCAAUGAGACCUUUGGUAUUAAAACUAUGCCUGUCGGGUGUCCGCUCGAAAAGCCCUGUGGACCAGAACAAAAAAGAAUCAUUGAAAACUGCUGCCCAAUCUGCGUGUGUGAUCUCGAGGUGUGUCUUCAGAAGAAAUGUAAUGUAGGAUUUGAGUUAGCAGCAAAUAAAUCUGAAGACAGUUGCUGUUCACCCUGUGUGCCCAAAGAUGUCUGUGUGUACAAUAACACUGAGUACCAGCCUGGAGCUAAAAUCACCCCUGAGCUUUGUAUCGAAUGUGACUGUCAAAUGGAUAAAGACCCAAACACUACACUGCACAGUGUCAGUUGUGUUCAUAAAAUAUGUCCAACUUGCCCUAAGGGCUAUAAGAAUGUGAAACAAGCAGGAGAGUGCUGUGGAACAUGCGAGCAAGAUGCCUGUUUUUAUACUGCGCCAGACAACAACACACAUAUUCUCAAGGAUGGAGAGAGCAACAGCUACAAAUGUGAAAGUGUGACCUGUUAUCAAGUCAAUGGCACGUUUAUGAUAGAGAAGACCAUGAAAAGCUGCCCUGACAUCGAUCCAGAAGACUGUGUGACCGGAACACUGAAACUCGAUGCAGAUGGAUGUUGCAAUACAUGUAUACUCAAGAACUGUGUUCUUGUGAAGAAGAACACCACAGAUGUUACUGUAGAUGGAUGCAAGCCCGUCCAACCCAUAGAAGUGACGUCCUGCAGUGGCAACUGUGACACCGAAUCAAUGUAUUCAAUGGAAAAGAGCAUCAUGAAGCACAGCUGUUCUUGCUGUCGUGAAAUGAAAACCCACACUAAUAAGGUGGCGCUGAAGUGUCCAGAUGGCAGUGAGAUCUUUCGUGACUACACCUACAUAGACAGCUGCAAAUGCACUCCAAUUAUGUGUGAAAACCAGAAUAGCAAUGGAUAAAAAAAAUCCUGUUCAGUUUCUGCUUUACUGCUACAAUUGUGAUUCCUGAAAAUUGCAAAAAAAUAAUUUGGUGAAAGAUUGCACUAUUGAGCUUUUUUUUUUCUUUAACUAUUAUCUCUCAGGGCAUUUUCUGGGCAUUUUGAACAUUUUGUUUUUUCUUUAGCAAUAUUUUUGUUUCUUAUGCAAAAUGUAAUUCUUUACUGUUCCUUCUUAUGAAAUGAAUGAUGACUAUAAUAAAGCAAAAUAAAUAGCAACAAAAAAA